This is a messenger RNA of Thermochaetoides thermophila DSM 1495, 1638 nucleotides long. Its product is annotated as D-lactate dehydrogenase [cytochrome]-like protein. Gene Ontology annotation, molecular function: catalytic activity; FAD binding. The transcript has a single exon. NCBI's taxonomy places the organism in Eukaryota, Fungi, Ascomycota, Sordariomycetes, Sordariales, Chaetomiaceae. The record is from RefSeq and is a predicted model, not a curated record. Gene Ontology annotation, cellular component: mitochondrion. The coding region runs from base 1 to 1638 and encodes 545 amino acids.
AUGGCGUCUCGUCCGCAGCUUACACCCCUCUUCAGACGACUCUCGAGGGCCCCUGCCCAAUUGAGCAGGAAAGCGGCACUUCCAGUCCGUCAGACCCGGUUUCUCCCAUCCCGUCUCCUCAGCACAUCGCGGCCGCGCCUUUUCCGCAGCACGGCGCCUGCUGCUGCUGUUGUAGGGGGCAAGUUCACCAGUGAGACUUAUCCGGACCUCAAGCGCGACAGCAGAUUUGCUCAGAUCACCCCUGAGCAUGUGGCUUACUUCAAGGACCUGCUUGGCGAGGCUGCUGUGAUUGAUGGCGUCACACGCAACGAUACAGCCGAUGACAUCGAGCCGUUUAACAUGGACUGGAUGCGCAAGUACCGUGGUCACUGCCAGCUGGUUCUAAAGCCUGGCACAACUGAGGAGGUCAGCAAGAUCCUCAAGUACUGCAACGAUAACAUGCUGGCUGUUGUGCCACAGGGCGGCAACACUGGCUUGGUCGGUGGUUCAGUGCCCGUCUUUGAUGAGAUCGUCAUCAAUAUGAGCCGUAUGAACAAGAUCCUGGACUUUGACGAAGUCAGCGGCACCCUGGUUGUCGAAGCUGGCUGCAUUCUCGAGGUGGCCGACCAGUUUCUGGCUAGCAAGGGCUACAUAUUCCCUCUAGACCUGGGCGCAAAGGGUUCGUGCCACGUCGGCGGCAACGUCGCCACCAAUGCCGGUGGCCUGCGCUUGCUCCGCUACGGCAGCCUUCACGGCACUGUGCUUGGCCUCGAAGCCGUGCUUGCCGAUGGUACUGUCGUGGAUGAUCUCUGCCGGUUGCGCAAGAACAACACUGGCUAUGACCUCAAGCAGCUGUUCAUCGGUUCUGAGGGCACCAUUGGCAUCAUCACCAAAGUGUCCAUUCAGUGCCCUCAGCGCUCUGCUGCUCAGAACGUGGCCUUUUUCGGCCUGGAGUCCUUCGAGAAAGUCCAGCAGGCUUUCCGCGAGGCAAAGAGCCAGCUGUCUGAGAUUUUGUCUGCCUUCGAGCUCAUGGAUGAGGGCAGUCAGGCUCUAGUGCACCAAGUGACCAAGAACCAACGCCCCCUAGAGGGUCAAUAUCCCUUCUACUGCCUGAUCGAGACCAGCGGCUCUAAUGCUGAGCACGACAGCGAGAAGCUCUCAGCCUUCCUUGAGGAUGUCAUGGAGAAGGGUAUCGUGGUUGACGGCACGUUGGCCGAGAACGAGACACAGAUCAAGUCUUUGUGGGCCUGGCGUGAGGGUAUCCCCGAGGCUUUGAGCCAUCUUGGUGGCACGUACAAGUACGAUGUCUCCAUUCCUCUUAAAGAUCUGUACAAGCUGGUUGAGGAUACACGGGCUCGUGUCGAGCAGGCUGGCUUGUUGGGCGAUACCGACGAGCACCCCGUGCGUGCCGUGGUUGGAUACGGCCACAUGGGUGACGCCAACCUCCAUCUGAACGUCUCAACUAGGCAUUAUGACUCGCGGGUCGAGCAGGUUCUGGAACCCUUCAUCUAUGAGUGGAUUGCUGAGCGCCAGGGCAGCAUCAGCGCCGAGCAUGGUCUCGGUUUGAUGAAGAAGAAGUUCAUUGGGUACAGCCGUAAUCCCACUAUGGUGGGCUUGAUGAAGAACAUCAAGAAUGCGUUUGAUCCGGUAGGUUUCUAA